AAUCAACAUACAGUGCACAGUGUAUAAAAGAAAGAAAUUCUUACAUAAAAUAUAUAUUUUAUAUUGACAUUCAUUUUAGCAUAUGGCAGCUUAUUCGCCGAUUUCAUCGCGUAAUCAUCGUAUAAAUCCAGCGCCUCCGUACCAUAUUUCCAGUACUGCCAAUUCAGCGAAUCCAACAACAUCAUAUAAUGGCGGUGGGAUUCUAUCAAACGUGUUCCACGGAAAUCUCACGGGAGGCUCUAGGCGACGCGAAUCAAUAAACAGUUCAAUUGGUGCCACUUCGAUUCGACGUUUGUUAACAGUUAAUCGUGGUUGUCGGCAUAAAAUUUCGUCACAUAUUCGUGCUAAAGUGGCGAAAAACUUCGCACUUUUAAUCAUUUCGCAUGGUUUGAUGUCAGCCGUUUUAGUGCCAAUGUUUGGUUUACAGGCCUCAAAUUCAAUGUGGUUUCAUCAGGAAUCAUGGUUACUAAGAAAAAUCGGACCAAACGUUGGCCCAUUGCUGUUGGGUUUAUGCUUUUUCGUUACAUCCGGAACGUGUUUGUUGACAACGAGAUUAGUGAAAAAAUUCGGUUACAUUCAAUUAAUUAUCGCGCACUAUGCCAUUCUCUGUAUAUUCCUAUUGAUUCAUUUAUAUCCAACGAUUUGGUUGCUCAUCAUUGCAUACUUUUUGCUCGGCAUAACAAUGGGCCCGAGCAUGAUAUGCAAAUGGAACUUAGUGGUGCUAUUUGCAAGUCGAAUAAGUUGCGGUCAAACGGAAUGUCCAACAUUGAGUGCAAUGAUGAAUGAGAGUGUCGGCACUGAUGACUACAAAGGAUUUUGUAAUCGAAAUGAACGCGUACGAAGAUUAGCACGUUGGUUUCAUGCCAUGCAAGACAUUGGAAUUUUGGUUGGCGCUUUAAUUGCAUCAAUUAUAAUCUCAUGCGCAGCAACCGAAUCAAAGUGCAUUCUCACACAACAAUUUUUCAAAUUAAAUCGAGAUAAUAGCAGCAACAACAGCACCAACAAUCUAGUUAUCGAUAAUAUUCGAAUGAAUACGCUUAACGAUACCCAUAGAGGAAUUGAUAUUAGCCAUUUAAGUAGAAAUAGUUUUAUGCCAAAUAAAUCAAAAUCGACCGCUGAUUCAAGCGGUGUGGACGAUGCACGAGAAACAUCGACGACAACAAUGCCAUCGACACUGGUACACACAACAACCGAAUCGGAUAGAAUUGGAAACGGUCUGAGUAUACUGAAAUAUUAUCAACAAUCAUUUUUCAGUCAGCACAAUGAACUGCUGGACAGCCUGUUCAACACAAACGAACGUGGUGUGAGAAUCUGUGGUGCGGGCUCGUGUCCAACAUGGAAUCGUGCAUUCGAAAGCAAUGUCACCGAAGAGUAUAAUUGGUUCACAUUUUCGGGCACCAUACCAAUGACAUUGUUUUAUAUUAUUUUGGCAGCGAUUGCAUUGGGUCUUGCUUGUUUAUCGCAACAAGUUGACACAACAUUCAAAUAUGAGAAUUUCAAAAUGAUCACCGACACACUUUUAUUGGCCAGCCCAAUGGCAUAUUUUAUUGGUACCGAACAGGGUUACGUAUUGGGAGGUUUUACAAGGGCAUUUGUGUCGUGUACGCUUGGCGCACAAAUGGUGGCUGGCACUCUAGUUUUAAUGGGUGGAAUGCAGCUCAUCGUUUCAUGUACUUUAAGCAUGCUUUUGCGCCACGUUAAACGUUCAGCCGUUUUAGUGGCUGCGUUUUUCUUUCAAUCAUGUUUGCUACUCGUGCUGGCAAAUUGGAAGCCAUCACAAGAUGAUAGCGCUCUAUUUUACGUGAUUGCUGCCGCCUGGGGUGCCUGCAAUGGCAUUUGGGAAACACUUUUAUUCGCAUUAAUAACAUUAACGCACAUCAAUAGUAUUAUACAAAUUUCAUCGCCGUUGCAAGCGUUUCGAUUUUUGGGCAUGGGUCUCACAUUUGCCACACACGGUUAUUUAUGUGAAAAUUUAAAAAUUCUCAUUCUAUUUAUAUUGCUCGUCAUUAGUGUAAUUCCUUAUGCAAUGCUGGAAAUUCGUAUGGAAGGACAACGUAAAGCACAGUCAAACAGCAUAUGACGAAAAAUGCUCAGCUAGUUGAGCAGAUCGCCUAGACCAAAUCGAUAUUCAUGGUACUUCAGUUGCCGAAUUCGAUUCUAGAAUCAAAUAAAUUCCCUCUCUAUCCCUCUCUCAUUCAUCAAACUUGAACGUAAACAUAUGGUAUGUAUUUCUAACAUAACAGUUAUGUCAUAUACAUCUAUAUAUUCGGUAUCAAUCUUAAUCGCACUUUGACGAAUAUUCUUAGCAUUAACAUACGCAUUGAUAGAUAUGACAUCUAGAUAUAAGAAUCAGCGAAACGAUAGCUAUUCAAUAUACACAUUGUACUGUAUAUGUUUAAAUUAAACGUAAGUGAAAUUGUACCAUAUGGAAAUGAGUUUAUCAAACCAGCCAAUUCAGUUAACAUUAGAGGUAUAAGUGAAAUUCAAAGAAGAUGAAAAAAAAAAUGAACAAAACAAAAUUAUCGCCAUACAAAAGCUUGCACAACUCUAUUACAGAAGUUGAAUUUUGAUUUGACAUUUUAUUAGGUUAUAUAUAGUAUAAAUUACAUAUAAAUUGUAUGCAUAAGAAUCAAAGUCUAUUUGAUAAAUUGUCAUGAGCAAAUAAUUUAGAUCGAGAUGGAGUCGAUAUUGACUUUUAACUCGAAAUUUAUCCAUUUGAGAAUUGAAAAUGCAAAAUCAAAUAUUGAAAGUGCUCAUGGGAAUUUUCUCAACAAUUUAUUGUAUUACACAAAUGAAUAAUGUGGAAUUUUAAAAGAUGAAAUUGAGUCUAUAAAACAUUUUUUGAAAUAUUAGACUUGAAGUGAUUGCCUGCGUUGAAACAAUGAAGAGUCAACAUUUAGUGUCGGUGUAAUAUGCAAAUUUUAUUAAAUUAAUUAUGGUAGCUGUUUAAAUGAACUCAACGAACUACUGAAAAAUGGUUGGGUUUUCGACCGACAAAAUAUAUUAGGAAUUCGUAGGAAAGGUCCAUAGAAACUGGUUGUUAGCAACCAAACACUGACAAAAAUCUCAAUCUAAAGUUUAAAAUUGUUGAUUUUCACCCCAAAUCGGACAAAUUACAACAUUAUUCAAAAAUCUGGUAGGUACUGUGUAGUGAUUGUAAAAAGAGUUAUAAUUUAUUGAAUUUUGGUUGGAUAUCAAACAACUUUUUAACAUUAUGAGUGGAAAGGUAAAAUUCCGUUUAACUUACAUAAGCUCGGUGAGCAUAUAGUAUAAUGUCCCAUUAUUACUUUAGUGUUCACCAUGAAAGAGUGGCUUUAAUACUUCAAUGAAAAACAAUGAAAUUCAAACAAUAGUUCGCUUCUAUUGUAAUUUUAACAUGCCAUAGAAUCUAGUUAGCUUCUAUACUUAGUAUCAAUUGUUAUAUAAUACGAAAAAAAAAUAGGCAAGAAAUUGCUUGAACUUUUGUGUUUGGCGCAACAAAAAGGAACUGUAUUUAGAAAAAUGAAAUGGUAAAAUGAAUAAAUUGGAGCCAAUUUCACCGUCAUAUAACUCGAUAAAUUCAGCGAAUACACAUAUACUACUACUAUAGAUGUUAUAAACGUGUUCGUUAAGUAACAAAUAUAUUGACAGCUAUAAAAUCGUAUAAUUAAACUAUUUUAUUAGAUGGAUAGAAGCCUUUGGUAUGAAUUUAUAUAGAUUAUCCAAAAAUUGCGAAUGUUAUUUAGUUUUACCAAAUGUUGUUCGUAAAGAAUAUUUAAAAAGGACGCGAAGGAUGUUUGCGGAGUGAAACAUUUCCUGGUGUAUUGCAUUUACAAAAGUUUGCUUUGAUACAAAGUUGAUUUAUUCUUAUUGGACAUUGAAUGGAAUCCAAAACAUAAAAAAAUGGAAAAAAAACCCCACAAGAAUAAGAUAAAAACUGUUGUACUAUUCAAUGACUUUUUCAUUGGACUUUCCAUGGAAACUAUGAAAAUAACAAUCCCGCUGAAAACCAUCGAAUGCAUAUCAACUGAUGUAUAAAAGUUUAUCACAAGAAAUGCAAAAGUUAUUGAAUUGGGUGUAUUAAGUCAAUCAAACAUGCGAAACGGCUCCAAAGUGUCUAGUCAUCUGUCUAACAAAAUUUACUAACCUGUCUAUCGUAUUCACUUAGAGUGAGUGUUUAAGUGUGCCAAAAAAUGAAUAAACAUUUGUUAAUUAGAAAAGUAGUAUAGUUAUGGCGGUUCUGUCCAAACCGAUUUGGACAGAAUCGCUAUAACUAUACU
Molecule: messenger RNA, 4259 nt
Organism: Contarinia nasturtii (swede midge)
Lineage: Eukaryota; Metazoa; Arthropoda; Insecta; Diptera; Cecidomyiidae
Exons: 4
Coding region: 83-2080 (665 amino acids)
Biological process (GO): regulation of muscle contraction; regulation of potassium ion transport
Cellular component (GO): striated muscle dense body; plasma membrane
Molecular function (GO): potassium channel regulator activity
Source: RefSeq, a predicted model, not a curated record